This is a messenger RNA of Amoebophrya sp. A120, 2533 nucleotides long. The record is from the annotation of a GenBank genome assembly. NCBI's taxonomy places the organism in Eukaryota, Dinophyceae, Syndiniales, Amoebophryaceae.
GGACACAGAAGAGGACAAAGAACCCCCUGAAAGAACAAGCCCGCGCAGCGACGUUGUGCGCAGCGAAGAAGUUGUUCCAGCGGCGGGGACCACGACCUUCAGCAAGCAAUAGGAAUAGGAGCAGCUGCAGCGAACCAAAGACGUGCUCUUCCGAAGGCGAAGAUUCUGGUGGUCGCAGCAGGAGCUGCUAUGCGACUCCAUACUGUGGUAUGCGUUCGGAAGUAGAUGAUGGGGUGCAAAUGCAACUUGUAAUAUCGGGCGGAAGAAAAAAACAAAAUCUGAAGAUCGAUGCGGAUCUCGUAAGAAAAACAAACAGUCGACGCGCCGACCCAACAGCACCUUCGCCUUCGGGAAAAAAAUGCAGAACAGAAUGCGGCGACGGAUGGAAAUAUCAUGCGGGCCAAAGUGAAGAUCAAGAUGUAAUAUCAGAGACAAAGAACAUGGACAGCGCAAGAACAUGUGGAAACUCUCGUGCACGCCGAGCACCAAACGCAAACCCGGGACGAAGAGCACGAGAUCGACACGGGCGAGUGUCAGGAAUAACACCCCCAGUGAAGACGAGUGUCGUUGGACCGCGCAGGAGGAGUUCUUCCUGCAAUACUGGUAGUUUCACCGUGCUCCGCAUUGGAAGAAAAGCAAAAAGAAGGAAUAACCCCACUGCAGCAGGAGCGGCGUCGAGAGAAACAUCAAUUCCAAGAGCGGGAGCGCAACACUUGGCCUGCUCCACCAGGAGCCAUUUAUCCUUUUCAUCAACUUGUAGUUCUUCUUCUUCUCGCUUUUCGAUGAUCAACAGCAAUAUGUUGGACUACACUCCUGCCACCUCUAGUACUCCGAGGAGAUCUCUAGCGCGAACAUCAAGCCGAGCCAGCUCCAGCAUGUUCUCUCGGAACAAACGAAAAGUCAGAUGGUCCUGUUGUGCUGCCGCGGCCACCGUGUAUCAUGCUGCGCUGAGUUGUUCUUGCGUGCUGAUCCUGGUCGUGUUCCUCUCGGACCUGCAGCUUUUAUUUCCCGCCGGUUUAUUUGAAGAUCAUGAUCAUCUUCACGGACACGGACUAAGUUCUGUGGUUCAACAAUCAAGCUUAAGUACAAGCAGUCUGUUCUUUCACGAAGAGAGAAGUAGCACCCCGGCGUCGACGUCCACGCAGGAGCUACUGCAGCAAUCAUUCCCUGCUCCACUGGAAGAACAAAAACAUCACUACAGAGGUGGACGAGGACCCGUGUUCUUCGUCUCCGCUUUUUCUCCCGCAACCACCUCCACACUGCCGACGUUGAAGGCAAUAAAGCGAGACGUGGGAACAAGACGAUCUUUAACACGGGAGCGCAAAUUGCGGGCAAGCGCGACAACGAGGAAAACCGAGCAGGGGACGAAAACUGGUAAAGAAACGAGCGCGAGCACAUUACAAAGUGGCACGACUGGUGACACUGCUGCUCCACGGUUACAACUAUCCGAAGUUGCGAUCUCAGCUGAAGAAGGAACGUCAAAGAGCACCGAUAAACGACUUACAGCACCAGCACCAGAGGAGCAGCAGCGUCGCGAACAAGACUUGGCAAGAGGCGAAUUAGAAGAAUUACCUCUACAACCGUUAGUACCGCAGCAAAGAGCAGAAAACGACCAAGAACGACCUCUGCCUCGGUCAAAGAAACAGCGAAGAAAGAAGAAAAUAAUCAAGACCACCACGGGCACAAAUCAGCAACUGCGCUUUCAGCUCCUCGAUGUUGAUGGGCCUCGGAAUAAAGACCAAGAAAAAGCGGCGUCCUCAACAUCUGCCACAAAAAUGACAAGUGACGCUUCAGUAGAAAAAGCCGCAGCUGCGUCUUCAGAUGAAAUUGAAGCCACAAAAAUGCCCUCCACCACCUCCGGAGAUGAAGCUCCUGGUAGAAGUGCAACUGCAACUUUGACCGAGUCUUUCCGGAAAGGUAAAAAAUCUACGGAUAAAAAUACGAAGCACGACAACGAGCAGGAUAAGAAAGCUCGACCACAGCAAGUCGAAGCGAGAAGCGAAAGCAGGAUGAGAAAACAACAGAUGACGAGAAGAUGUUGACUGUAGGCACUGCCACGGGUAGGGCAAGCUCAUCCCGCCAGUUGGAGUUCACAGUGGGUGCUGGAUGUGCCUGCGAAAGCGAAAGUAAGUCGACCAUCGGUAGAGGUCGCACUUCCUGCAGCGAAGCUGAACGUGGUGCAGCAAGAAACGUCGACAGGAAGUAGAAAUCAUGCGGAUAAUAUGAUCUCCACCGCGAAAGCAGUAGAACAGGGCGAGCACCAGGAGGUCCUCGAGGAGCUACAAGAAGAAGGAGGAACUACUUCUGGCACGCAUUCUUCUUCCGCGCAACAUGAAACGAAAACGAAUUCGGCAGUGGGAGAGUUUGUCGGCUUUUUCAAGGGCGUAGCAGAAAAGAUCUUCUCGGAGAAUUUUUCAGCUGGUGCAAGAACAGACACUACAACUUCUACGCAGAAGGAUGAAAGUGAACAAAGUGCGGGGGCAGGGACGUCGACCAAGACGUCGCGGUCCAAGAGGACCAGCAAAGAUGCGAC